AUGCCUUUUUAUGCAGUGAACAGUCUAAUGCCAUCUGACUUGUGGUCUGAGGUCAAGAAAGCCACCAAGAUCCUGAGAGGAUUCACUGAAAUCUCAUCUGGUAAUGGGCUGGACAAACUCAUUCCAGCCAAUGUAAUCGCGUCGGCUGAGGGGCUCGCCAUCAUCUCCGUGGUGAAGGCUGGCUUCGUGAUCACUGCAAGAGGAGGCAGCGGAAUUGUCAUCGCCAGGCUGGGUGACAGACGUUGGUCGGCUCCUUCUGCAAUUGGCAUUGCUGGCCUUGGUGGCGGCUUUGAAAUUGGUGUGGAGGUGUCUGACCUGGUUAUAGUCUUAAAUCAUCGGCGAGCCAUUGAUGCGUUCACAAAGGGUGGGAACUUGACACUGGGUGGAAACUUUACAGUUGCUGUGGGUCCGGUGGGCAGGAACGUUGAGGCAGAUGUUACUCUUCGCAAAAUGGCUGCCGUCUACACCUACUGCAAGUCCAGAGGGUUGUUUGCCGGCUUGUCUCUGGAAGGCUCGUACCUGAUUGAACGCAAAGAAACAAACCGCAAGUUCUACUCGCGGGAAUUGCGAGCGUCUGGCAUUUUGAAUGGCGACGUGGAGCCACCACAGGAGUGCGACAGUCUUUAUCAUAUGUUGAAUGCAUACACAGAAGGCCAAGAUACAGACUUUAGUCGCAAGCCUGUCAUCACAAAGUCAUCGCGUCCUCCUGGCAGACCUCCAGCUCCUACGGCACGGGGAGCAGUCAGCGCUUAUGAGAACCCAGAUAAUCUUGGUGCAGUAGGAAAAAAGUCACUAUACCCAAGUAUCUCCAUCUACAAAUCUGAAACUUCAAGUGAGUUGAUCUUCAGAGGCGUGCCAGCGGACGGAGCCAGUGAAACCCUGGUGGUCACUGCAGUGCACCCAUUUACAGGCCAACAGCCUGGAGACCUUAGCUUCCAGCCUGGCGACCGCAUCACCAUUAUUACCAAGACCGAGAGCCAGUACGACUGGUGGGAGGGGCAAUUGGGUGGGAAAAGAGGCAUGUUUCCAGCAAACUACGUCACAUACUGA
Messenger RNA from Nerophis lumbriciformis (worm pipefish), 1050 nucleotides. The record is from RefSeq and is a predicted model, not a curated record. Lineage: Eukaryota; Metazoa; Chordata; Actinopteri; Syngnathiformes; Syngnathidae.